CAGGUGUAUCCGAUCAGGCAAAGGUUGCACCUUCUUUCACUACACGACCGACCUGAUGGCUUAACUUCACUCCUGGACAGAAUCCCUACUACACUCUACCCCGAGGACCACGGCUCUUUGGACAGGACCAGGAUCUUCUCAAAGUAGACCAUUCUUGAGGAUGAUCACUCACUGGGAGGCAUGACAGCUGCCCACUAAUUUCGGAUCCUACACCUGAGCUGAUCCGACGGCGUCCCGGCUUGUGCACAGUUAGCAGUAACGCCAAAGGAGGAUGACAUCUCUGCUCUACAAAUUCUCAUUGGGUCUCCUAGGGCUCCAGAUCUUUGUGAUGGGGAUACAGGGACAGUCGGAGGAUGCUCCAUCAAAGGUUUCCUUAAAGACUUUGGAGGAGAAAGAGACCAUCCUGCCCUGCCCGUAUGAGCUGAACGGAGAGAGGGUGGUGCAGGUCACCUGGUAUAAGAUAGGCCCUGAUGAGAACAAGGAGCAGAUGAUUACUGUACACAUGACCGAAGGCCAGUAUGUGACCGAGAAGUGGAAAGGUCGCGUGUCCUUUAAGAGCAAUCAACCCAUAGUGAACUCGACUCUGGUCAUCGCCAGCACAAAGCCCUCCGAUGAAGGCGAUUACCUCUGUCACAUCACUACUUACCCAACUGGCAACAUUGACAUAGAGAUGCAUCUCACCGUGUGGACCAUUCCCAUCAGCUCCUUGGAUCCUGUGGUUGUGAAGGAGGGCGAUUCCUAUAAGGUGGUAGCCUCCUGUCGCUCUGUGGCAGUCCCACCUCCUGAGCUCUCCUGGGACACAGAACUGAAUGGUCAUGCUGUCAAACAGAUCUCUGACAAGGGGGUUGUCUCCACACACUUCUCUCUGCACCCUCUGAGGAGUAUGAAUGGAAAGAAGCUGGACUGCCUGGUUCAGCAUCCAGAAUAUGACAAACCACGCAGGAUAGAAAAUCGACUGGUGGUGCACUUUCCUCCAAACUCUAAAGUGUCUGGCUACAGUAAACAAUGGUCUGUUGGUAUGGAGAAUGCUGCCCUGACGUGCAAACAUGAAGGAAGCCCUGAACCAACCCUCACUUGGACCAGAUUAGGUGGACAGCUUCCUCGUGGUGCAGUUCCUGACCCCGAUGGAAGACUCAUCUUUGAGCGACCCCUUAACGCCAAUGACUCCGGCACCUAUCAGUGCUUGGUGAAGAACUCAGAGGGUGAAAAUACGGAUACUGUGACCAUCAUUUUAGGAGCGCCCCCUGAGCCCAACAUCGAUUCUGAUAAGUUGAUGAUGUUCAUCAUUGUGGGAGGCGCGGUGGCCGGCCUGCUGAUCCUCAUGCUCGUCACCUUCUUCAUCCUCACUUGUCACCAUCAACGCAAGAACAAGAAGCUGAAGAAGGAGCUGACUCAGAAAAAAGAGGAAAUAACCACUUUGUCCAGACAAGCUUCGUUCAGGAGGGUGAACUCUGUCAGCACUGAUGCUAGAGAGCUUGAGGAACACCACCCUCUGAGGGUGGAGGGAACCCUGAGGAACAGCCUGUCGUCCCUCGGGGUCAGUCUACAGAUCAAUGAGCAGGCCCGUUGCAGAGACAGCAGAUCAACUGUCUCAGGUGGACGCGGAGGAGGGGCUCCCGCGUACGACUCUCUAGGCAGACCGUCCAUCUACAACAGCUCCCGGAGGGGAAGAGACAGGCCUAUGGAUCGGGACAGUGAAACCCGGCUUAGAGUAGAGCAAUAUGUGAGAAACAGCAACAUGUCCUUGCAGGACCCUCGGUUGCUUCCUCCUCUGCUGCAACCGAAAUAUCCUGCGGUCCACUCAACGGAGAUCAUAAGGCAGAUGAACGGCAAUGCCGUCAUCCCAACAGAUGGGGGUUCCCAUUCAGAAAGCUCCAUCAGGAACUACCAGUCCCCUCCCGUAAGCUGCACAUACCCACAAGUAACGUACGACGAGGAUGAGAUCGACGAAGGGCUGGGUGGCCCUGCCAGUCAGGAGCAUCCUUACGAUCAGGAUAGCGUUGCCUCUAGCUCGAAUUUCUCAAAGAACAGGAUGAGCCCUCAGCCUCACAAUCAUAACCCCCACACUUCAUACGUCCACAAGGCCCAGAUUGUUUAGCCGAUGGCAGCAGAACCUUAGGUGAAACCCCAAAACUGGGCAGUUGUACUUUUGGACACAAGUCACCCAGAAAAAGCUACUUUUAAUUUCUGCUCAGUAUGGAAACUGACUGAGCAGAAACUGACUGAGCACUUCACUCAAGAAGGACGACUCCUGAUCUCUGCUCUGCUCGGACGUUUAGAGAUCAGUCACAUUGAAAACAGAACAUAUGACUAAUUUCCCAGUCGUUGCAGCUGCGUCAGCUUUUGCUUGUUGUUUUAAGUGGGUUCAGCUGACAGGUGAACACAGCUGAGAAACCUUGUGCAUAUACACCUGAAGCAUUUCAUGCCAGUGGAAACCAGGAAAUGCAGGAGGAGUAUCAAAAAGAACAACUGUGUGGGAAAGUAUGUAAAUCAGAGGAGUCGAUUGCAACACCAGCAAAGCAAGGGCGUAUUGCUGAACUGGUGGUGUUCGGUGGAAGAGUAACUGUGCAUGUGACAAAUUCGCAUAUGCACAACUGUUUGGGAGCUGAUCCAGAAGUUGUGUGAGUGUCUGGCCACACCUGAAACAUGCAUACCUCUGUAUUGUCUCUAAGUCUUUCUCAGUCUGCAUUCAUCUCAGGCAUUAAGACAAGAAAAUAUGUCUCAAUGUUCAUUUUCAACACAUACGGACUGGUUCACGUCCGUUAGAUUGUGUUUUAUUAAAGAGACAUUCAAAAAGUUUUUUUUUUUAAAGUUCAGACGUUUCCACAUGCGAGGUCGGUUGUGUCCCGUAACUUUGCAAAUUUAAAAACUCUGCAUGUCAUGCUUUUUCACUCACGAAUACUGUGAAAAGAAGUUUCGUACACCCAACUUCUUCAUGUUUUUAAUGAAAAUUGACAUUGUAUAAAACCGCAUGAAACACAAUGAGCGCCAAGUCAGUUCACACACAGUUCACUUGUCACAAGAUUUAUACCCAAUGAAAUUUAGUUUACUUCCUUUUCUAAGUCUGUUGGUUUUUAAAUUAUAAAGUAUAAAGUCACAAAAACUCUUGACUACUUAUAAUGUAAUUCAAUUAGAUGUUAUUUUUAGUAGAUGUUAUUUCUAUCUUGUGGUUAGAAAGUCUUCACUGAUAGCACAUAGCCACAUUUCCUUUCAAAAGGCUGCAAGCAGAUUCUAAAAAUAUUCUUCAAAUCAUCAGUUUUGAAGCAGGUAACGUCCCCCUGGUGGGUACGAAUCGACACUCGGUCAGUUCGAAACAUGGCAGUAAACUCCUUCUGGCAUUGGACAAAAUUAAGUAUGAGAUUACAAAGAAGCAAGAGGUCCAAUAAAGUCUGUUACAUGUGGAAAUGCCUAUUGACAAUAAUGAAUGUAAACACAGACAUUUUUGUCCACAAGCUGUUCUGGGAGAGUUCCCAGCCAUUGUGGAUCUUUCGAUAGCAGCAACAGAAUUAUGCCUUUGCAAGAGGAAUGUGAUGUUAUAUUUACUAUUUCGAUACUCUGACAGAACCAAAUAUGUAUUUUCCUUUAUUUUUAUUAUCUGUGGACUGUUGGUUUUAACGUUUGGUUGAUAUAUGUUUUAAGUGUUGGGUUCUGUUACUUCCCUCAUAGGGGCGUGCCAAAGGGAAUAUGAAAAUGUGUUUUGCUUUUUUUCUUUGUGGAAAUUUAAGUAUUAUUUUCCUCCAUGUUACACAGCUUUCCUGCUGCAUAUAUGGCUGCUUCCCCGAGUUCGAGAUCUUUGGGUCGAAUAUUUAAGCAAUUUGUGACAAACAAAGCACUGAUCCCAAACACCUCAAAGGCGAGAGCCGUUGAACGGCUUGCUGUCGAUUUGUUGAGGAAAAGCUCUCCCUGCUGUGCAUAGCUGGGAACUGCAGGUGGCUGGUAGAAUUCACUGAGCUAUGAAUUAUUUUUUUUAUUCCAAAUAUUGUUGUGUUUCCAAAAAUCUUCCUGAUCUGGAUUUUUGUUUUUCCCUUCGAGGGUGGUGUGACAUUGAGGAUAAAUAUGGGAGGGUAAAAUAGCAUCAAUGUCAUCCAGUUACUCGAGGGAUUUUUAUUUUAAUUUUUUUUUACUUUGAACAUGUGAACCACUGCAGAGGACGUCAAAGUUUAAAUAAAUACUAGAUCAUCA
Poeciliopsis prolifica (blackstripe livebearer) is the source of this 4182-nucleotide messenger RNA. RefSeq names its product nectin cell adhesion molecule 4a (gene nectin4a). Gene Ontology annotation, cellular component: adherens junction. The transcript has 11 exons. Bases 272 to 2098 code for a protein of 608 amino acids. The record is from RefSeq and is a predicted model, not a curated record. NCBI's taxonomy places the organism in Eukaryota, Metazoa, Chordata, Actinopteri, Cyprinodontiformes, Poeciliidae. Gene Ontology annotation, biological process: heterophilic cell-cell adhesion; homophilic cell-cell adhesion.